CUCUCAGAAUACUUCUAGUUUUCAUCCCCAAUGCCAAAUUCGACCAACCACCCUAGCCUAAAUGGCCAUAGAGUCGAUGCCUCAACUCUUGCUCUCACCUCCUCCAGUCUAGAUCCUAAAAAGGAGCAUCCCAAUGAUAGUCAUGAUGCAGUUGAUGCUCCCUUUUUACUCAAUUCAGCUAGCACCAUCCCAUCUCAAACCCAGCUCAUGCCGGUGUUAGGUCAAGUGGUCUCUCAUCAUCAAAUGGAUGAGACCACGACUAGGAGAUCAAACCUUACUCUAUCUUUUGGUCACCAUCCGAAUAGCACAUCUAAUUCCUAUCCAGUACAGUUUGUAAACAUCAACAUCAUACAGGGAAGUAAUUCUUUUGUUAAUGUCAAUCUCUUAAACAGCCAGCCCCCUUCUCAAUUCACCAGAAAUGAUCUCUUAGAAUCUUCAUCAAAUCCACUCCCAAUCACGAAUAAUAACUACAUUUCUGCUUCUUCCCAUUUCCAGCAGCCAUUUCAAAAUCUAAACUCAAACCAAAGCCCUAUACUGGAUAGAAUUUCAGAAACAAAUCAAAGCCUCGAAUUCACUGGAUAUCUUGCACAAUAUGUUUCUCCUACAGUGCCUACAGUGAGUGGAACAAGACCAAAUACUAUUGAUGUAGAGUAUGAGAAAAAUAUUCCUACUGCUAUCCCCAUAUCAAUGACGCACCCGAGACCAGGCCCAGCCAAUUUAUACCCACAUCAAUGGCAAUCAUCCCACCCACACCAUAGAGUUCCUAGUCAAAACCACACCUUUUCACAGAGGGCAAGCAGCUUAAACUUCAAUCAGCCAUCACUGUAUUUCCCUGGUGAAAACCACAAUCAUAUUCCUGGUUUUGAAAGUUUGACACUGAACCAAUCAAAACACCAAGUUCUGACCCCUGAUGGUGGAAAUGGCACAUUCCCUGAAAAUUCUCAUUCUCGACCAAAUCAUUCAACAUCUCCAGAAAGUCAUCCUGCAACAGAACAGGUAACUGACCAAGUUCUUGAAUUAAAAUAUAAUGGAACUCCUCUUCCUCAGACAGAACUAAUUCAAGAGCCUCCUCAGAUGCAUUCACAAAAUGGCAACAGAAAUGAAACAAGUGAACUUGAUCCUCAAGACAGAAGGCAUCCUUCCAUCAUGAGGCAUGCCCCAUACACUUGCCCCAAGUGUUCGGUUACUUUUACUAGUGGGACUCGCUUGGCAGCACAUAUGAAUCUCCACUACAAAGAUGAAACUCCAGCUGAGAGGAAGAAACGGCGUGAACGCAAGUACCUGAUGCAAGAUCUGUGCAUUACACAGUCACAUGAUGGAAUCAUCACAGUAAUGCCCAGAUCUUAUCAGCAGCAAGGUGAAACAUCGGCUGCAGCAAAUAUUACUGAGAAAAGGGGCAACGCAUCUAAUCAGGGGGUAAGAACUGGUCCUAAGAUUAUCAAGGAAGAGAAAUAAAAAUUUUAAUUUUUGUUGUUAUUGUUGUUUGUUUGUUUGUAUUUUAAAAAUUGUUUGUUUUUUAGUUGAUCAAAAAUGUAGAACUGAAACUCUACCCAAAUUGUGUU
Messenger RNA from Amaranthus tricolor (Joseph's coat), 1562 nucleotides. RefSeq lists its product as uncharacterized. The transcript has a single exon. Lineage: Eukaryota; Viridiplantae; Streptophyta; Magnoliopsida; Caryophyllales; Amaranthaceae. The coding region runs from base 31 to 1455 and encodes 474 amino acids. The record is from RefSeq and is a predicted model, not a curated record.